AUGGCACCCAACGUGACUAUUCUUCAUGAAAUUGGAAAAAUGAAGAACCUGGAACAAAGACUGAGUAUGACGGAGGACAUGGUGCAGAGACAAAACAGCUUGGUGAUUGAGCUAAUCUCAAAACUGGAGGAGCUGAGGAGUGAAAAUGGAGUCAGGAAGGUCACCUUUUCAGCAUCGCUUUUAGCUUCUGGAAAGGGACAUACCGGAACUUAUGUUUCUGUGUCAUCCCCAUUAAUCUACAAAAAAGUUUUCACUAACAUUGAAAAUGGCUAUAACUCAGAUACAGGGAUUUUCACAGCACCGGUGAAAGGAGUUUACUAUUUCCGGUUCUAUGCUCACUGUCACGUCGGCACCAAAAUGGCCGUCAGUCCGUAUAAAAACGGAAGUCUUCAUUGUUUGGUGUUUUCCUACGAGCCCGUCACUAAUGGCAAUAGGAUUUUGUUAACUCUAGAAAAAGGAGAUCAGAUAUACACAGAGCUUUGGGAUAAGACUUGGGUUUUUGAUGGUCCAUGA
Neoarius graeffei (lesser salmon catfish) is the source of this 513-nucleotide messenger RNA. RefSeq names its product collagen alpha-1(X) chain-like. The record is from RefSeq and is a predicted model, not a curated record. NCBI's taxonomy places the organism in Eukaryota, Metazoa, Chordata, Actinopteri, Siluriformes, Ariidae. The coding region runs from base 1 to 513 and encodes 170 amino acids. The transcript has 3 exons. Gene Ontology annotation, molecular function: protein binding.